CCUUUCGAGUUUUGUGCGCUGUGUGUGUCGCUAUAUUUCGGGCACAAACUUAAUUCGAAAUUACUAAAUUUAACUGGGGUUCAGCGGGCGAGCGAUCCAGGCAGACGGCUUCCAAAAUGACUGUUACGUAUCUAAUACCAAUAUAUCCCCCCGACAGUCGACUCACUUUCGAUUGGGAUGACAGUGUGGAGGCGUCGCUAUUGGUGGCUCUUGGCUUUUUAGUUCUCAUGCAACUGAUCCUUCUCAUUUACAUUGUGCUGGCCCACUUUCAGCCCUGCACCCUGUACCGGCAGCAGCUGAAUGAAAGCUACCGCCGCCGCUAUGGAAACUUUAUCUUUCGUCGGCUGCUAGCUCAACUCGAUCGUGCUUUUGGUCAACGACCCGAAGCCGGGCAGGAGCUCAGCUUUUGCCUAGAAGCGAAACGCAAUGCCCAGUUGGCAAUACGCCUGUUCUGCCGUGACUCUACCAAGGUACUCUACCCUGAGCACGAACUGGACUCAUUGGCAGCCAGUGAUGCCUAUUUUGUGCUUGACGACGAGGAAGCCGAGCUCAUUUCCGCAGGCUAUUACAGUGUCAAUUUCGAUGUAACGGAUGCAUUCCUAGAGAACCUAUUAUACCCCAAACGUGCUGAUAUCCCCAGUAAAAAAUCAAAAUCGUAAAGUUGUU
Messenger RNA from Drosophila navojoa, 666 nucleotides. RefSeq lists its product as uncharacterized. The record is from RefSeq and is a predicted model, not a curated record. NCBI's taxonomy places the organism in Eukaryota, Metazoa, Arthropoda, Insecta, Diptera, Drosophilidae.